UCGCGGCGUGCCGGUGUGUUAGUAGGAAACUGUUGACCCGCCGCAAAGAGCCGAACGCGGCACAAACCGCAUAUCAGCGGGCUCCUAGUAUCAGCAGCGCACAUUCGAACGGCAGCCCUCAGAGGGACCAUGUGGUAUUACUACGGAGUGAUCGAUUUUCCUACGUGUCUCUAGCCCCACUCGUUUCGCAAACCCCCAGUGUGAUCGCCUUUUUGGGGCGGAACGUCUCUUAGUACAACCUUGUAUUGAGUUUGUGUGAUCAGAAGAGUGAGAGAACGAUAACAAAGAGUGAUUGUACGAUUGUGAUUUUAUUGCUUCUAAGACUACAUCGUCAUCUUUACAAUUUCCGUCGUGCUGGCAGCGCACAGUGUACGGUUCUUAUUUGAAUUCAUUGUGAACCCUUUGCCAACCACUAGGCAAUGAUAUUGAACGUCAACAAGACCAAGCUUUUGCUUGUGUCAAUCCUAGCGGCCAUCGUGAUAGUAGCGGUCGUGGUCGGACUGGUAAUCGGUUUACGGUCGCGCGAUUCAUCUGCGGCGUCCUAUGUCCGGCUAACUGGCGGUGCUGUUACCUCCAAUGGGGCCGAAUGUGCCGAAAUUGGGGCCAAUAUACUGCGCCAGAAUGGAUCGGCCGUCGAUGCCGCCAUUGCGACGCUCUUCUGCGAGGGUAUUACCUGUCCACAGAGCAUGGGCCUUGGUGGUGGUUUUCUGGCCACGCUCUAUUUCCGUGAUACGAACAAGGCGGAAGCGAUGAUCGCUCGUGAAAUCGCACCCGCCGCGGCUACCCGUGAUAUGUACGUUAACUCCAGCUCCACGUCGGGUGGUCUGGCAGUAGCCGUUCCCGGUGAGCUGAAGGGUUACUGGGAGCUGCAUCAACGGUACGGACGGCUCGAGUGGCGCACGCUGGUAGAACCGACGAUAGAGUUGUGCCGCAAGGGACACCUGGUUACCGGGUACUUGGCCCGCAUCCUCGCCGGUCGCACGGAACGCAUCCGAAACGAACCGUCGCUGCGGGAAGUGUUCCUGAAUCCCGCCACACAGGAACCGUGGCAGGAAGGGGACAUCCUGAAGCGUCCACAGUUGGCCGAAACACUCGAGAUCGUUGCAAAGGAGGGUGCGGCAGCAAUAUACAGCCCCAAUGGAACCCUGCUGCCACUGCUGAUGAAAGAUCUCAAGCAAUUCGGAAGCAUCAUAACGGAGGAAGACUUUUAUAACUAUAAACCACGGUGGGUCGCCCCGGUGCACACAAGUAUUAGAAAGUCUAGUCAGGUCUAUUCCAUCCCGCUCGCGGGCAGUGGCACCAUUCUUAACUACAUGCUGAACAUUCUGGACAGUUUCGGCAAGCUGACGAUGGGCGAUCCACUGACCUGGCACCGGAUCGUCGAGAGUUUUAAGCACGGUUACGGACUACGGACGCGCGUCGGUGAUCCUGCGUUCGUGCCCGGCAUCGAAGUGGAGCUGGAGAAGCUGACCAGCAAAACGUACGCCAAGUUCAUCUCGGAAACCAUCGGCGACGACGCGACACAUUCGGACUUCGGGCACUACGGGGCACUGUUUUCGACCGAAAACGAUCAAGGUACGGCCCACGUGUCCAUACUGGCACCGAACGGGGAUGCCGUUGCGGUCACGAGCACCAUCAACAAUAUGUAAGUAACGAUUCUGUCGAUCGUGAUAGCCGCGAUCGUACUUACGAUCAUUACCGUCGUGAUUGUGCUCGCAGCGAAAGGAAAUACGCUUGAUCCAAAUGCCUACAACCGGGCCGGUGCCGUUGUAGCGAAUGGAGCAGAAUGUGCCGCAAUUGGUGCCAGCAUCUUGCGGCUGAACGGUUCGGCGGCCGACGCUGCGAUCGCGACGCUGUUCUGCGAGGGAGUCACUUGUCCCCAGAGCAUGGGCCUAGGCGGGGGGUUCCUACUGACGAUCUACGAUCGCCAGAAUGGUACGGUCGAGACGUUGAAUGCACGUGAGUCGGCACCGGCGGCCGCCCAGCGGGACAUGCUGACGGAAGUGAUGAAGAAACGUGCCACGGAUGCGCGUGGUUUAACAGUGGCUGUUCCCGGCGAGCUGAAGGGCUACUGGGAGCUCCAUCAACGAUAUGGACGGUUGGAGUGGAAAGCAUUGGUCGAGCCGACUAUUGCACUCUGCGAACGGGGACACAUCGUGACACCGUAUUUAAGUCGCAUCUUAAAGCGCGUCGAGAACCAACUCUAUCUCGAACCAUCGAUGCGCGAGGUAUUCAUCAAUCCAGCAACGAAUCGUACCUGGCAGGAAGGGGACACCAUCAAACGCGUAAAGCUGGCGGCCAGUCUGCGCAUCGUAGCGAAGGAAGGUGUAGACGCUUUGUACAGCAAGAACGGAACGCUCCUGAAGAUGCUAAUGAAGGAUCUGCGGGCAUUUGGUAGUAUCAUCGUGGAGGAUGAUUUCCUGAACUACAGACUACGUUGGGAAUCACCGGACAGUGUUGAGCUGCGUUCCGGAACCAAGGUUCACUCGAUUACCGUGCCGGGCAGUGGAACGAUUCAAAACUUUAUGCUGCGCAUUCUGGAUGGCUACACCAAAAUGCCGCCAAAGGAUCCGCUCACGUGGCAUCGGAUAGUGGAGAGCAUGAAGUUUGCGUACGGAAUGCGAACGCGCAUCGGUGAUCCAGCGUACACGCCGGAAGCAGUCGAGUUGAUCAGAAAUCUCACUGAUUCACAGUUUGCCAACUUCAUUCGGGAGCAACGAAUCGACGAUAAUGCAACGCAUACGGACUUUAAGUAUUAUGGAGCAGAGUUCGCGGAUGUGAAUGACCAGGGGACUGCCCAUAUUUGUGUGCUGGCUCCUAAUGGGGAUGCCGUUUCAGCAACCAGUACCAUCAACUAUCUACUCGGUGCGAAAAUCCGAUCGCAAUCCACGGGAAUCAUACUGAACGACGAGAUGGAUGAUUUCGCAACGCCCGGUACGGUGAACACAUAUGGAUUACCGGCGUCACCGGCCAAUUUUAUAACACCCGGUAAGAUCCCGCUAUCAUCGAUGACACCGACGAUCGUAACGGACAAAGCGGGCGAGGUGCGCAUGGUGCUCGGUGGUGCUGGCGGAUCGCGUAUCACCAGCGCAACAGCGGUCAUGAUCUAUCGGUAUCUGAUGUUCGGAGACGAUCUGAACACGAUCAUGGCAGAAAAACGGUUACAUCACCAGCUAGCGCCUAUGUGGGUGGACUACGAGCCGGGCUUCGACCAAACCAUCCUGGAUGGGCUCGUCAAAAAGGGACAUCAGGUAAAGGAGAAAACUCCGGAUGCUGGAUUUGCGGCGGCGACCGGAAUCGUCAAGGACGAAACCCAUGUAGUGAAUGCAGCUUUCGAUCCACGACGAGGUGGUAGUGCCGAAAUCCUAAAUGCCUGAGAAAUGGCACGCUGAAGUACAAGUUCUAUAUACCCAAAGUACAUUUUUAUGUCCCUUAUAAGAUAUAAGAUGCCUUCAGUAUGAAUGGUUUUACUCUGACAAUAAAAAGAAUGAUUUAGAAAAGC
Anopheles darlingi is the source of this 3502-nucleotide messenger RNA. Its product is annotated as glutathione hydrolase 1 proenzyme-like. Lineage: Eukaryota; Metazoa; Arthropoda; Insecta; Diptera; Culicidae. Gene Ontology annotation, cellular component: plasma membrane. Gene Ontology annotation, biological process: glutathione catabolic process. The record is from RefSeq and is a predicted model, not a curated record. The transcript has 6 exons. Gene Ontology annotation, molecular function: glutathione gamma-glutamate hydrolase.